This is a messenger RNA of Oryza sativa Japonica Group (Japanese rice), 1097 nucleotides long. RefSeq lists its product as uncharacterized. The record is from RefSeq and is a predicted model, not a curated record. NCBI's taxonomy places the organism in Eukaryota, Viridiplantae, Streptophyta, Magnoliopsida, Poales, Poaceae.
CCAAAACCAUACCAAACUUGCACAAACUCCUUUAAAACCACGCCACCCGCCGCCGACGACGAGACCCUUUCCCUCCGUUUCCACACACCUCUCUCUCUCUCUUCUUCUUCUCCGAUGGCCUCCUCCGCGCGCGACCUCUCCGGCGACCCACCGGAGUCCACCCGGCUGCGGAUCGGCGACGACAUCGCCUGGUCGGACGUGGGCGGCGUCUACGACCGCGACGACUCGCUCAAGGAGAACACCAACCCCAAGUGCAUCCUCAAGAACCACCUCCCCGGCGCCCACAACGGCGGGUCGCAGAGGUUCUCCGGCAACCUCAAGCCCACGGCGGCGCCCAUCAUCGGGAUAUCGGGGAAGCUCGGGCAGGGCGGCAAGAACCGCCACCACCCGCCGGCGAUGUUCCCCAAGAAGGUGGCCGUCACGGGAGGCGGCGGCCGCAACCCCAAGGCGGCCGUCCCCGAGCACGAGCCGACGUCGCCCAAGGUCUCCUGCAUCGGCAAGGUCCUCUCCGACCGUGAGCGCGCGCGCCGGGGUCGCCGGCCGGCGGGGCGGAUGGUCCCCGCCGGUGGCUGCUGCCCCGGGCUCGGCGGUCUGUUCCGCCGGAGUCACUCGCGGAAGAAGAACGCCGUGGAGUGCGUCGACCAGUCCCCGCCUCCGCUGCCUCCAUGGGCGUCGAGGCGGGGAGAGCCGAAGGAGGUCAAGGAGGCGACGCCGGCGGCGGCGGCGGCGAUGGCGCCGGGGUUGGGAGGGAUGAUGCGGUUCGCGUCGGGGAGGCGGGCGGCGGAUUGGGCGACCGAGAUGGAGCCGGAUGGACGCGUGGCGAGAUCUGGGCCGUUGUAGUAGAGGACUAUUUGGGUUUGGUACGAGUCUCUGUUGCUGUUAGUUGGUGCCAGUGCUUUCGGUGUAGUUGAGAUGUGUACAUACUGCAGUUAGGACACAUUUUUUUGGGCUCCUUCUCCAUUUAAUUUUUGUUUAAUUUUUUUGGCUUGUUUUUGUCUGUUGAGAUUUGAAUAGUUUGUUGGGUUGGAGUGUUGUAUGAAAACUAUCAGAAGAUUUCGUAUUUGGAUUGAUUAUACUAAUUAGUUUCCAUGGUCUUC